Gregarina niphandrodes is the source of this 726-nucleotide messenger RNA. Its product is annotated as ubiquitin carboxyl-terminal hydrolase. Gene Ontology annotation, biological process: proteasome-mediated ubiquitin-dependent protein catabolic process; protein deubiquitination; regulation of proteasomal protein catabolic process. The annotation marks the transcript as partial. The transcript has a single exon. Lineage: Eukaryota; Apicomplexa; Conoidasida; Eugregarinorida; Gregarinidae. Gene Ontology annotation, molecular function: proteasome binding; cysteine-type deubiquitinase activity. The record is from RefSeq and is a predicted model, not a curated record.
UUGUCAUGCUACCCGGGGACGGCGAAGAACCCAGUAGCCAAUCUCAUUCCGGGUUUGGAACUAGGUUUGGUAGAGACUUUAGACCGUCAGUUACAAGAGGGCGAUGGUGUUAUGGUUCCUCAUAAGAGAGUGUCAAAGAUCGACAGCACUCUUCCGCCAUACCUGAUUAUUCACAUGGUGCGUUUCGAGUGGAAAAAAGCCAAUGAUGCUGCCGGUACUAAGGCCUGUCGUGCCAAGGUAUUGAAACGGAUAGAGUAUCCUCAUUUACUCGAUUUGUAUCCCUUUUGUACGGAUUCAUUGAAACAUGUUUUGGAUAAAGGUCGCAUUCAAGAUGAACAACGAAGAGCCAAGGAACUCCAUCAGAGCUCUGAUCAAAGGAUGGAUACCAAACCAGUUGACCAAGCCAAACCAGUCGACCAAGCCAAGCCAGUCGACGAAGCCAAGCCAGUCGAACAAGGAACGAAUGAUGAGGCCUUGGCGGAUGAUCCGAUAAACUACGCUGAUGGUACCUACCAGCUGAAGUCCGUGGUCACCCACAAAGGAAGGACCGUUGAAGAAGGCCACUAUAUCUGCUGGAACUGGAGCCACCAGGACCAGUCCUGGACCAAACUGGACGACGACAAGUCUUCAAAGGUCGCCAAGGACGCCAUCGACCUUCAGGGAGGCCUAGCAGACGGGCAUGUUCCGUACAUCCUUUUGUUUGAAAGAAAAGGGAUCUUUCAGUGA